Molecule: messenger RNA, 7870 nt
Organism: Stylophora pistillata
Lineage: Eukaryota; Metazoa; Cnidaria; Anthozoa; Scleractinia; Pocilloporidae
Product: leucine-rich repeat serine/threonine-protein kinase 2-like
Biological process (GO): protein phosphorylation
Molecular function (GO): protein binding; protein serine/threonine kinase activity; ATP binding
Source: RefSeq, a predicted model, not a curated record
GGAAGAGAACGUAUUACCUUGCUUUCCGUUUCCUCGCUUGAAGACAUCUCAAGAGUCUUUCAUGGGCUUACUUGGUCUUCUUUAUAGGAUGGGAAAUAAAUUCUUUCCUUCAGAAGGCUGAGGUCACUUUCAAGUGAUAUUCGUCCCAAAUCUGGAAGUCAGCGAAGACCGGCGAAGACAAAGGCCAUGUCCUCAUCAAGUACUACUUCAACAGCUGGCCAGCUGCACAAGUUGUGUCGCGAGGGUAAUGUAACUGAAAUCCGCUUAUUGCUUCGAGAAAUAUCAGAUGUCAGCAAAUUGGAUGAGCGUCUGGGUUUCCUAGGAUACACUCCACUUCACGAGGCAACUAACUUGGGACAGACCAGUGUGGUUAGAUUGUUACUUCUGUUUGGUGCCAACCCAAAUGCAAGAGCCAAUGGAUUUUAUACACCUCUUCACAUUGCAGCAUCAAUGGAUAAACUCGACUGUGUUGAAGAACUUUUGAAGUAUAAUGCUGAUAUUACUAGCAAGGAUGAGUUUGAAAAAACACCAUAUGAAACUGCUGUGAUUAAUAAUUGCAAGAAAACAGCUCGCCUCCUCAAAACUGAAGAGGUCAAGAAAGCGGCCAGAGAGAAUAGUCCCAACUUGCGUGCAUUACUGACAUUAAUUUCUCCUCGGGAUGUGUUACAAUCCUGCUUCAAGGAGGCUGUCCUUGAGGCAUCAAGAGGAGGUCACCUAGAUGCCAUUUGCUCUUUGAUAAUCUCAGGUGGGAGAUACUCCUUACACCUCAAAGACUGCAUUGUGCAAGCACUACAGGGUCAUUUCUGCGAGGCUGCAGCCAUGCUGCUAGCAUGUUAUGCUUCAAAGCAUGAUAAAAAAAAGCUUCUCAAAUACCUGCUAAAAGAAGAAAUGAGCAGAGAGGAAGAGCAGAAGGCUCUUGCGGAAUUGCCAGCUGGAGUGUGGCCGACUGAUGAUGAUUUUGCCCGAAUAAGGGCAUGUAUUGCUGACAAAGACUCAUUUCGUAGUGCGAUACCUAUUGGACUAGGAAUUCAGCAACAAAGAACAGCAGCUGUGGGGAUCAUUCUCUUAAACACAAACUGCAAUGAGAGGCAAAAGAGAAUUGAUUGGCCAAGACUUGCCUUGGGUGACAUGGAUCCAUCUUGGUUGGAAAAAGUGACAUGGGUGGAAAAACUCUUCUUAGCUUCAAAUCUGCUCACAAGUGUACCAAGAAAUAUAAAGAUGUUAAACAAACUGUGCUUUUUGGACUUGAGAAGAAACCAAUUAAAGAGUAUACCUGCCACUUUGCUUGAAAUGCCAAAUUUAAGAGAACUUAAGCUUUGCCACAACAAGAUUGUUGAGCUGCCUAAACAGUGUAAAUGGAGUUCGUCACUCAAGACACUCUAUUUGAGCGAUAAUCAAUUGCAAACAUUACCCAGGAGCAUGGCAGAAGCCAAGUUGUCAAUAUUUUACAUAGCAAGGAAUAAUUUAUAUGAAGUACCAAUGUGUAUCUGUGCAAUUACAACACUGCAAUCACUAGACCUGUCUGGCAACCCAAGACUAACUCAGCUUCCUCCACAAAUGGGAAGACUCACCAAUAUUGAAAUGCUCAAGUUGGAGAAUUUAGAUCAGUUGACAGAUCCCCCAGAGGAGAUCAAGAAAAAUGGUAUCAAAACCAUCAUGUAUCUUCGGAACAUCUUGCGCAGAUCAGAUGGGUAUUACACUUUGAAGCUGAUGUUAGUUGGUAGGGCUGGACAGGGAAAGACAACAUUGAAGCAUCGACUGAUGAGGGACUAGACCUACAAUGUCAACAACUCCACAAAUGGGAUUGCCAUGGACGAAUUUCGUUACAACCGAAGUGGUCUCUUUGCGAUGAACCCGGAAUUUUAUUUUAAGAUUUGGGAUUUUGGUGGUCAGGAGGACUUUUAUGCCACGCAUCAGUGUUUUCUCUCAACUCUGGCACUGUACCUCCUGGUAUGGAAUCUGGAGGAAGGUGAAAAUGGAAUCAAGAUGCUGACGAGCUGGUUGGACACAAUCGCAGCCAGCGCUGCCAACACAAACCUCAUCAUUGUGGGAACCCACCUGGAUAAAGUUCGGAAAAACAAGGAAAAGGGAUUCCCGGAGCGAAUGCGUGAACUGGUCGAGGAGCUGGUUUCUUUACCGAAGUACAAUCGAAUCAAUGUCAAGGGUAUAAAGGAAGUUAGCUGUGCUUUGGACAACAGAGAAGGCAUAGACAGCCUUCGAGUCACCAUUUACGAUGUUGCCAGGAGCCUCCAGAAGAGCGGCCGAGGACAGGUGUUAGUCAUGGGGGAAAAAAUCCCGCAUAGUUUUCUGUCAGUGGCAGAUGUCAUCCAAGCCAAGCGAAAGGAGCUACGGGAUAAAGGACGCAUGCCAAUCUUGCAUAAAUCCGAGUACGAGGCACUUGUUUUGGACACCAUAAAGAACGACCCUCUGGAUAUUGAGGACACUAAUGAUUUGACAGAGGUCACGCAGUUUAUGCACGAGAGAGGAAUUUUGAUGCACUACAAUGACCCAAAUCAAGAUCUUCAGGACCUUUUCUUCAUCGAUCCCCAGUGGCUUUGCGAGCUGAUGGCACAAGUCGUGACACUUCCCGUAGUUAACCCCUUCAUUCAUAAUGGCAUCUUGAAGCUUGAAGAUCUACCUCUGAUUUUUAGAGGUGAGCAAUUUCCGCACGAUAACUCCCCGCAGUUCAUUCGCCUUUUGAAUCGUUUUCAGAUCGCGUGCUCCUUGGACGAAGAUCGCGUCCUGAUACCUUCUAAACUGCCCGCCCAACAACCGGAUGAAGCAACGAAUGACGAUCUACCGUUCAUCACACUGAAGCGGCUGCAUUCGUUGCCCUACAUCCCUCACGGGUUCUGGUGUCGACUCAUUUCACGCUUGUUAUUUUACAUGAAAGACAUGCUGUCAAGCGGAGAAAACUUCAACCACCAGGGAUACAACACCAGUCCGUUCCAGCUGGAUCCCUUCUGCUGUCGGUGCCCAUUGACCGUGGUUGAUAUCCCUGACGGUCGCCCUGUUGAAAGCGACUAUGAUGGGCAUCUUUCCCCAUCCCUCAUCUUUCCCCACCCCUCAUUCCACCCCUCACUCGGUGGAUCGCUCGAGAAUCUGCAGGGAUCUCUCAACGAUUCUCCCGGUCUCGUUCGAUUCUUUAGUGGUCAACGCCAAGGAAAUUACAUCAACGGUAGAUUUUUCGCUUAUCCCGACAUUAGUUCUCGGAGUGAUUCGGGAUUCGAAUACAGUUCGGAAGACGAUGACGAAGCUCGCGCAAGGUCGGAAGGUAACACUAAUCGGACAUUUCCUGGAGCAAGUUCUAGGGAUGGCCCAAGAAGAAGAAACAGAAGAAUAUUUAAACAUGGUACUGAUCCAGGAAGACAAGGUCAAGACGAUACAAUUGCUGAUUUAGAUAGUGGGACUCCUAAAAGUGACUCAAGUGUACCUAUCUUGCGCCAGAAUUUUCGUUUAGCCUCAUUCUGCCCGAGUUACGAGGACGGGUCUUGUGGCACGCUUACCUCUGAAGUGUCAUGCACCAGCCUUAGACAGCUGCAAGGUUCUUCCACGCCUGACCACCGGCCAUCUGCAAACUGCAUGGCUGAAAAUGAAAACGCGAUAAAUUUACCCCGACGAGGGGAACUCCCCGAUGUCCAAGCUGGUCAAAACCUGCAGGAUAUCAGCCAGAGGGAAAGUCCCUCAGAAAAAAUCGACGAUCUUCUUGAAGUUAAAACAACUCAGCAUUGCAACAGCGAUGACAACGAUAGUGUUCCUUACUUCUCUGCUGGAUCCAGAUCGUGCACCCCAGACCAUACUCCUCGUGACCAAACUGACAACCAUCAGUACAGCUCUGAAUCAGAAGCGGCCUGGGACAAUCCUGACAUAGGUCUUUCCUCAGCAGUUACUCGUGAAGUUCCUGAAACUGGCCACCCCGGCGACAGCCUUGUUGCGGAUGACCCUGAAGGGUCUCCGCAAUUGACAGAAGAUUGUCCAAGAGGACCACAUUAUCAGCAAUGUACUGUAGAGGAGAAAGUCAACGUAGAGAUCUCCUCUGCGUUAAUCGGCCUUAUAUCCGAUAAGGAAUCCAGCCAGGAGUCUUUUCAUACGGGUUCAAGCCAAGGUUCCAGUGAAACUGGAGACGAUUCCAUGGAGAUACGUACUGUUUAUGACGACAAGGAGAUUGUAGCCGGAAACCAUUUGUCGGACAGCACUGCCAAUGGGGUUCGGAUUGAAGUGGGUAAAAAUGAGUUCUUGUCCAACUUAUCGUCGCACAGUUCUCCAAGUACAAGUUUUCAAUCGGCUGAUGUCUCAAUAGGAACACCACGAGGGACUUCAUUUUUUGCUGCUUCCACGCCUACACACCCUACAGAUGGUACCUCCGUAGAGAGCGGGACUGACAAACCACGGAGUCCUACACCACACCUUCCCGACUGCCCGUUUGUGGAGGAGUACCCCGUUGAUUUUCUACCCGAGUUACCAACAGAUCUGGCAACACUGAUAGACGACGAUUUCCUUCACUGUUGGAAAUCUGGCGUCUGCCUUCGUCACCCUCGGUUGUUCCUCCUACUGCAUUGCGUUACCGACACUGGUUCUAAUCGACAAAUAAUUCAUACGGAAGUGAGCCCUUCCCGUCAGGGCCGGAGAGUUUUGAGUUUCGUGGUGGACCACAUCGACACGCUCAUUCGAGAAUGGUACCAAGAGUUAUCGAUGACGGACGGACAGCAACCCAAAGUCAGGCAGCUUAUUCCCUGUAUGAUAUGCGAAAAACUUGGUCUUCCACCUUUUAAGUUCGCGUUUGCUGAAUGUCAGCAUCAAAGUUCUGAGUCAGAUUUUAUCCGUUGUCCCAAUCACCCCAAGCUGGUGCUUGAUCUUCACAAGAUUGCACCUGAUAUAAUGUUACAUGACGUAGAUCCUGAUUUAUUGUUAUCGCACGAGGACAUUACGUAUGAGGACGCUGAGUCGAGUGUGCUGGGAAGUGGAGGCUUUGGAAAAGUCUUUCGCGGGGAAUGCCGAGGACAGGCAGUCGCCAUCAAGUUCUACAUUCAAAGGGAUGAAUCCGAUCCCUUAAGGCAUUACCGAGAGGUGCGCAAGGAACUAAACGUGCUGCGUCGCGUGCGACAGCAUCCUUUUCUCAUAAACAUCAUCGGUGUGUCUCUGCGCCCCUUGUGCCUUGUGCUGGAACUAGCAGAGCGCGGGGCUCUCACCGAGAUCUUAUCUAGCCCAAAGUUGAUUGAUCGCAUCGUUCUCUUUCGGAUUGCAUAUCAAGUUGCAGACGCACUCAGAUUCCUGCAUAACAUGGGUGUCAUCUAUAGGGACUUAAAACCCGAAAAUGUCCUUGUUUGGUCCUUGGACGAACACUCUGAUCUUCACGUCAAGCUCAUUGAUUUUGGCACGGCAAACUUCGCGACUUCGACUGGUUUGAUUUCAUUAUCUGGAUCGCCUGGUAACCAUGCACCGGAGAUGUUGGAAUCAGCAAAUAAAGAGGAAUACACCUUUCAAGUUGAUGUAUAUUCUUAUGCGAUCCUUCUGUACCAAAUCAUCACCCGGUUAAUUCCGUUCAUCGAAUACGAUUCAGGAGCAAAAAUCAACGCAGCUGUAAUUGCUGGAGAGCGUCCGCAGUGGCAGCACGUUCCGGUGGCCUUUUUCGGUUUGCCGACGCUUACCGAACUUAUGCUUCGCUGCUGGUCCGGUAGGCCGACUAAGAGGCCGACGACCGCUGAAAUAACCGACCAAGUCCGUGAGCCCGCAUUCCAGUGUUUGAUAGCCAAGCAGCCUGUCGCCUCAGGGCAGCAGUCCGUGCGGCAUGCUUGUCACGUGCGAGACUCCCUUGAUCUGUGGUUAGCUUGCGAUGACCACACAGGCAACCGAAUUUUUAUCUACGAUGGUCGCAGACUGAGCAUGAAGUUCUCAUUCUCGAUUGAAACCUAUCAAGAGCAGCGUCUCUUGUUUCAAAUCCAGUACAUGCAUGUAAUGGCACCUUUCGUCCUCAUCGCUGUUCGCGGAGAGGUUGCCUUGGUCAACGCCUACUCCACCUCGAGUGAGUCGCGUUACAAGUGCGUGGCCUCCAUGAGAUUCGAUCAACCAGUCAGUUGUGUCGCAUCAAACGAUGAGUACGUGUUUGUUGGACUUCUCGAUGGAAACGUGCGUUGCAUCUUGAAAACAGAUAUGAAAAAGACCAGCAAAAAACGUGCUUCCUUCACCUUCAAUGUUGGACGCCACCGAAUUCUGUCACUCGCCGUGGCACAGGAUAAACUAUGGGUGUCUACAAGCCGGUACAUUUACAGAUAUUUGACAAAGCCAGGCGAAGUGGAGGCGUUCGACAUCGACGCCGUGUGGUACGGUGGUCCUGAGGGAAUGGAGAACAACCCACAGACGCAGAUCUCCUUUCUAAAGGUUACUCAUGACGAGAAAAGCGUUUUGUCUGUGUGCAGGUCCGUACUCAGUAAAUGGGACUCAGAGAACAGGCAGAACCACUUCAGCGUUGACUGCACAAAUGUUCUAAGGGGUCUCGCUACGGAAUCCAAGUCGCACAAAGAUCACGAUGAUGCGGCUACUUGUAUUACCUGCGUGGAGCCCACGAAUGACUCGAUUUGGGUGGGCACUGCGAGUGGCCACAUAAUGAUAUUUGAUUCUGAAACAGGAAAAUUACUCACUUGGUUUCAUCCUUUUGAUGAAACACGUAGUCUGACCGUGGUCAAUUCCCCUGGUCCUUGCGGCACAGAGCAAGGAUACGUCAUAAGUACCGGGAAGGGAUUAAGACCGGACGGUUUAGGUCCGAUAUGCAAACUUUCGGCGGAACGGGUUAAAGAAAUCCCGUGGCAAGAUACAAAUCGUAAAGUGAGUGAACCGGAACUAAAGAAGACUUCAACAGGGAGAAAACUAAGGACUCCUACUCCGCCCGUAGACGGGCAAGAAAACGAUGCUGUUGACGCAAACCCAACUUCGCGGCCGAAAUGUUCUAUGAUUAUGUGGGAACUGUUGUCCAAAAAUGGUUUCACAAGAAUAGAGGCCAAGAGCGGCCGAGAGCGCUUUUCUUGGAGCUACGGUGCCAAAGCAAAGUGUAGUGAUCAAUCCUUGCAGAAUGGCGAUGAAAAUAAUGAAGAGUGAAGAAUUCAAUGUCACGGUCUGAUGCAUUGACGAUCAGUUAGAAGUUCCCUGGAGAGGACUGGUCACCACAUUGUGGAGGUCGAGGCCAGUGCGCUAGCUCGACCAUUUAAACUAGUGUGGUUUCUGGUUUUUAUUUCCAUUAUCGCACGGAGCAAAAUAACAGAGAGCUGCAAGUUCGGUUAGUUUUUCAUCCAUAAAAUCUUAUCAAUCUGCUCUCAGAGUCUCUCCUCUUUUCGUCAGCUGAGGCAAAGGAAAGAAGGAGAGAGAGAGGAGGGGUGAGAGAGGGAGAGAGAGGGGGGGGGAGAGGGAAAGAGAGGGGGAGGAGGAGAGAGAGAGAGAGAGAGUGUGUGUGUAACGCCAGAUUCACGACGAUUGCUGAAAGGCCGAAGGUCACUUGCGAGACAACGUGUCGCGGUGAAUAGAGCGUGUGUGAGGGGAUGCUUUACUGAUUGAAUAGUGCCCGAGAUCACGGAAAACCAACUGUAGUGGACGGUGAAUUUAUUGACAAUAAUCAAACGUAAACUGAAAUACAAUGCAGCAAACUAAUUACUCGGUAAUAAGGGAUUUCACUGAAGACGGCAAGUCACGAGUCAAUAGUUAUAAACAUUCCAAUCAUUUUUACUGCGUGACAACGUUUAUAAAACCAGGUUUUGAAUGAUUAACGAUUAAGGGUAGGAAGGAAAAGGAAGGCUUGCUAGGGAAGUGAAUGAUUCGAUACCUUAAUAGCAGCAUAGGCGGAAUUGCUAAGGUCUACAGUGUUGCUAAGGUUGAGAUCGGA